This is a messenger RNA of Chroicocephalus ridibundus (black-headed gull), 1575 nucleotides long. RefSeq names its product keratin, type II cytoskeletal 7-like. The transcript is spliced from 9 exons. The record is from RefSeq and is a predicted model, not a curated record. Bases 1 to 1575 code for a protein of 524 amino acids. Gene Ontology annotation, molecular function: structural constituent of skin epidermis. Gene Ontology annotation, biological process: keratinization; intermediate filament organization. Gene Ontology annotation, cellular component: keratin filament. Lineage: Eukaryota; Metazoa; Chordata; Aves; Charadriiformes; Laridae.
AUGGGGGCGGAUCGAGCUCUGGCAGCGGUGGGUCCAUCUGUAGUGGAGGCUCAGGGUACGGAGGAGGAGGAAGCUCUGGCAGUGGAGGCUCCAUUGCUGGAGGGGGCAAAAGCUCUGGUGGAUGGGGGUCCAGCUCAGGCAGCGCAGGCUCCACCUGUGGAGGAGGAGGAGGAAGCUCAGCAUCCUCCCUCCAUCACCUCUGCCAGCAUGAGCCAGCAGCUGUCAGCUGGGAGGUCGUUUCAUGGAAGAAAGUUCUUCUCGUCAUCUUCUGCUGUGAGCAGCAUGAGCCGCUGCCGGACCAGCGCCUUCCCCUCUGCGGCACUAUUUGGAAGAGGUUACGGAGCCUGGAGCCACAGCAGCCAAAGCCCCCAAAACACAGAUGGGUGUCAAUGCAUUUCUUCUGGCCGAAGCCUCGCACAAGGGGUGUGGGGAGGCUGGGGGUGCAGGGGCGUCCAUGCCAACAGUGAAGGUGGGAGUCCUGGGUUAGGCUUCCACGGCAGGAGCUGCAGAAGUGAAGGUAUUCGUGCCGUGCUCGUGAAUGAGAGCCUGCUGCAGCCUCUCGAGGUGAAGAUCGACCCUGAAAUCCAGCACAUCCGAAAGCAGGAGAGAGAGCAGAUGAAGAGCCUCAAUAACCAGUUUGCCUCUUUGAUUGACAAGGUCCAGCAUCUGGAGCAGCAGAACAGGGUGUUGGCCACCAAAUGGGACCUACUCCAAAAGCAGGUCCUGCCAUCCCGUAAGAACAUCAAGCACAUCUUCGACAACUUCAUCUGCAGCCUGCAGAGGCGGCUGGACUCAUUGCUGCACAAGAAGGGGCAGAUGGAGCCUGAGUUGAUCGACACGGAGAAGCUUGUUGAAGAGUUCAGAUGCAAAUACCAGCAGGAAGGGAACAGACACACAGCUGCCGAGAACGAGUUCGUGCUACUGAAGAAGGAUGCAGACUGUGUCUAUUUGGCCAAGGCAGAGCUGGAAGCAAAGGUGGAAACCCUAAAGCAGGAGACAGAGUUCCUGAAAUGUGUUUCUGCUCAGGAAAUCGCUGAGCUGGAGGGAGGUCCCUGUGACACCUCUGUCAUCGUGAAGAUGGACAACAGCCGAGGCCUGGAAAUGGAGGGUGUCCUCAGGAGCGUUGCGUGCUGGUACGAGGAUGUAGCUCAGAAAAGCAAAGCAGAGCUGGAUGCCUUGUACAGAACCAGGUUCCAAGAGCUUGAGGAGGCAAAGGGGAGAUGUUGCAAUGAACUGAAGUCCCACCAGCAAGAGACUGAAGAGCUGGGUUUUGCGAUCCAGAGAAGACAGUGUGACCUUGAAAAUGUGAAGAAGCAGGUGUCCUCUCUGCAAACAUCGGUGUGUGAUACUGAGCAGCGCGGGGACUGUGCCCUGAAAGAUGCCCGGGAGAAGCACGCUGAGCUGCAGAAUGCCCUCCAGAAGGCCAAGGACGAGCUGGCUCGCAUGCUGCGGGGUUACCAGGAGCUGCUGAAUGUCAAGCUGGCCCUGGAUAUCGAGAUUGCGACGUAUAAGACUCUACUGGAGGGUGAGGAGAGCAGGAUAUGCCUUGGGAGCCCUGUGAAAGUGUGUAAGUAA